Molecule: messenger RNA, 552 nt
Organism: Letharia columbiana
Lineage: Eukaryota; Fungi; Ascomycota; Lecanoromycetes; Lecanorales; Parmeliaceae
Exons: 1
Coding region: 1-552 (183 amino acids)
Source: RefSeq, a predicted model, not a curated record
AUGUCGCAAUUCUGGCCCCACACCCCCUACGCCGAAGACCAACCCCACUCCACCGCCAUCCUGACCACGCACGUCCUCUACCGCGGUUUCCAAACCGGCGCCAUCGUCGGCCCCGUCGUGGGAGCGGCGCGCUCUUACGCCCUCCCCUUCAUCUUCCCAAAGACAUCCCUCGCGGCGCCGACGCCCCUCCUGCCCACGUUGCUCCGCGCGGCCGGUACGGGCGGCGUCUGGGGAGUGGGGGCGCUGGCCGUGACGUUGCCGGUCCGGAUGUGGGGGCGGGAGGACAUCGAGUGGAGGGAUCGGGCGUGGAGGUUGUUGGAGAAUAGGGGGCAGGUGGAGGUGGAUGAUUGGGGGUUGGUGGGCACGGCGCUGGGCGGGUUGGGGCUGCUGGUUGGGAGGGCGGGGGCGAGGGGUCUGUCGUGGAGGAUGGCGGUGGGGGGGUUGGGGAUGGGAAGUUCGGCCGGGGUGGUGGGGUAUAUGGUCUGGAGACAUGGCAUCAAUGGGGGGAAAUGGGAAGAGGCCGUGCCGGACAUCGAAGGGGUCACGACGUGA